This is a messenger RNA of Mytilinidion resinicola, 651 nucleotides long. RefSeq lists its product as uncharacterized. The transcript has a single exon. The record is from RefSeq and is a predicted model, not a curated record. NCBI's taxonomy places the organism in Eukaryota, Fungi, Ascomycota, Dothideomycetes, Mytilinidiales, Mytilinidiaceae. The coding region runs from base 1 to 651 and encodes 216 amino acids.
AUGACGGACAUUCGUGGCAUCCCCAUCACUCUCAACAAGCACGGCAAUCCCAUCGGCGCCGGUUGCUACAAAACCUGCGAAGGAGGUGCCUGGAGUUGGUUUCCUUGCAUCUGCAGCGAUUCGAUCUACAUACAAUACCCCAGCGCGCUGUUCUGCGUUAGCAAGCAUAUGUACAAGCUUGCAAAACGGGUGUUUUACCUCAACGGCCAAUUCUUCAUGCGCAGCGCCCCGACCAGAAGAGGCGAUCCGCGGUCCGGAUUUGGCAGCAUCUAUGAGACUGUCCUAGCUCUGAAGCAGCGGGAAAAACUCAAGUACAUCCGAGGACUAGUCCUCGAUGUCCGCGAAGUCGAUCCCGAGAAGGAGUUUCAGCAUGUGGAGAUUUGGCAUGAGGUAUUGACGAUUCUGGCGGAACAUGCGCAUCCAAACCUUUGGCUGCAUAUUUGGAAUACCGGCAAUAGAAGCUCUAGGCCUAGUGAGCGGACGCUCGCAGUGCGGAUGGAGGAGUGGGCUAAGAUCGUGAAGAGCCUUGGCCCGGUCCCGCUCUUUGAUAGGGUGAAGUUGUGGCGGUACGGAUCCCCGAUUGUCUGGAUGUUAUCGAUGGGCCGUCGGGGUAUGAUUCCGCAUGGUCGUACCGCCUCUUUGGAGAAGUAA